UCCGCGGACGGGCUAUCGCUGUGAGGAGCUUGUUUGAGGGCGGAGUGUGUCAAUGCGGGGAAGUUUCGCGGACGAUUUUCCCAAACUGGUCAAGACGGAGAAUCAGUCAACAGAUGAAUUAGUAUUGAAAACAUCACCUGUGGGUUGAGGAUGGCGACAUCCCAGAUUGAGAAAGUGAGAGAAUUCCUCACCUGUGUGAUCUGCCAGGAACUGUACACAGACCCCUGUACACUGAGGUGUGAUCACACAUUCUGCAGGAAAUGUGUCAAAGGGUACAUCCAAACCAGACCAGACGCUGUACAGUCCAAGACGAUCCCCUGUGCCUUCUGUCGACAAGAUACCAAGGUCACCCACCCCAGGCGGCCAGUGGAGGAGUGGGCGGGGCAGAUCAAACCCAGCAUCAUUAUACAGGGGCUGAUUGACUCACAGGAAUCUGCUACCACAACGGCAGUUGAUGACACCAACAAAAACUGCUCCUUGUGUGACAGACUAGGGGAGACAACUCCGGGGACCUCCUGGUGUCCUGAAUGUGAAGAGACCCUCUUUGUGUAA
Molecule: messenger RNA, 552 nt
Organism: Haliotis rufescens (red abalone)
Lineage: Eukaryota; Metazoa; Mollusca; Gastropoda; Lepetellida; Haliotidae
Product: E3 ubiquitin-protein ligase TRIM11-like
Exons: 3
Coding region: 151-552 (133 amino acids)
Biological process (GO): positive regulation of DNA-templated transcription
Cellular component (GO): nucleoplasm; chromatin
Molecular function (GO): ubiquitin-protein transferase activity
Source: RefSeq, a predicted model, not a curated record